AUGGCGCCCACGAGCCGCAUCUACCUGACCCGGCACGCCCAGGCCGAGCACAACGUUGACGAAGACUACUCGAUCCUCGAUGCGCCCCUGACUGAUCUCGGCAAGAAACAGGCGCAGCGCCUGCCGCUGCUGACGCAGGACCUGCAAAGCAUCGCCCAGGUCGUGCUCAGCUCGCCGCUGCGCCGCACGCUGCAGACGACUGCGCUUGGCUACCCUGAUGCGGUAAAGCGCCUGGGCGGCCACGCCAAGGUGGUGUGCCUGCCGCAGCUGCAAGAGUGCAGCGCGAACCUUUGCGACACGGGCUCGAGCCGCGCCGAGCUCGAGGCGAUUCCCGAGUUUGCGCGCUUCGACCUGUCGCACCUGACCGACGACUGGACGAGCAAGGCGGGCUUUUACGGUGCCGAGCCUGCUGCGCUCGACGCGCGUGCGCGCUGGAUCCGCCAGUAUUUGCGCGAGCGCCCCGAGGAGCACAUUGUCGUCGUCGCCCACGGAGACAUUCUGCGCCGCAUGAUCGGUGAAGAGUACCCCUGGACCAACGCCGAGGUGCGCCUCUUUCAGUUCGACCCCGCGACCGUGGCGGACGCGGACUGCCCCCUCUUUCACGUGCAGGACAUUGCCGCGGGCGGCCGCACGGAUGCGGACCUCUUGCAGCGCGGCGCGCCGGCCAACUCGACGAACGUGCUCCCCGCCGUGGCUACUGUAAGCGAGGACGUUUCGGACGUGUCGGGCGAGCGCAUCGCCUCGAUGGAGGCGCGCGUAAAGCAGAUCCAGGCCUCGGUGCAGUCGCAGGCGAGCGAGCUGGAGGACCUCGACCGCCGCCUGGCCGAGGCCGAGGUGAAAAAGGCCGCGCUGGAAAAGAGUACGUAG
This is a messenger RNA of Malassezia japonica, 867 nucleotides long. RefSeq lists its product as uncharacterized. The record is from RefSeq and is a predicted model, not a curated record. Gene Ontology annotation, molecular function: phosphatase activity. NCBI's taxonomy places the organism in Eukaryota, Fungi, Basidiomycota, Malasseziomycetes, Malasseziales, Malasseziaceae. The coding region runs from base 1 to 867 and encodes 288 amino acids. The transcript is spliced from 2 exons. Gene Ontology annotation, cellular component: cytoplasm.